AUGACACCUGAUGUGCAUAUCAAGGAGACUAGAGAGCGCGAGUGUGGUAACAAGAACCAGGUGAAAAGAUUACAACAGCAACGGGCAGGUUUACUACGCCGGAUGAUCAAAUCUACCGACAGUCGGCUGAAGCCGGCGGACCGUUCCAAAACCGAAUCGAAGAAAAAACGUGACCCCGAUGAACCAAAGCUCAUCGAACGACCCCAAGGCAGCUCGGCAAUGUUCUUUCAGUACAACACACAGCUAGGCCCACCGUAUCACGUGCUGAUCGAUACGAAUUUCGUAAAUUUCAGCAUCAAAAACAAACUCGACAUCAUCAAAACCAUGAUGGACUGCCUGUACGCUAAGUGUAUCCCGUACAUUACGGACUGUGUGGUGGCCGAGCUGGAAAAGCUCGGACAGAAGUACAAACUGGCGCUCCGGAUCAUUAAAGAUCCACGAUUCGAGCGAUUGCACUGCAUGCACCGGGGAACGUACGCCGAUGACUGUCUGGUGCAGCGAGUAACCCAGCACAAAUGUUACAUAGUGGCCACAAACGAUAAGGAUCUGAAGCGACGUAUUCGUAAAAUCCCCGGUGUGCCAAUCAUGAAUGUAGCCGUCAAUCGGUACGUCAUUGAACGGAUGCCGGAUGCGUUCGAACCGUUAUCGAAAAAAUGA
Anopheles maculipalpis is the source of this 657-nucleotide messenger RNA. RefSeq names its product rRNA-processing protein FCF1 homolog (gene Bka). The transcript has 2 exons. Bases 1 to 657 code for a protein of 218 amino acids. Gene Ontology annotation, cellular component: nucleolus; small-subunit processome. NCBI's taxonomy places the organism in Eukaryota, Metazoa, Arthropoda, Insecta, Diptera, Culicidae. The record is from RefSeq and is a predicted model, not a curated record.